ACACCCAUUCACAUAUGCACCUCACUGAAAAACCAACCGAAGAAUUUUAAGGAUUUUAUAUCAAGAUGGCUACCAAAAUCAAUGAUGAUGCUUUGAGAGAGAUGUUGUCAGAUAUUUCAAAAUGGUAUGAUCAACGUGAAAAAAUAAAUAUGCUGAAAGUAUUGUACAGAUAUCUUUUGAAAGAUAAUUAUAUGUUGAAUAAGGCUACAAGAGUGAUGGAAUUAAUGGAUAUGCUAACUGCUUCUGGACAUAUUAAUCUCAAUGUUCUCUAUGAUACCAUAAACAUAACAGAGCAAAGAGGGAUCAAAGAUAUACUGCCAGUAUUUCAAAAUGCUGAAGAUGUAGAAAUCUCGAAAUUCACACAUCACAGACAAAAAAUUAUGAAGCUUGGAAUGGUGCUGAUUGAUGAAGAUGUAAAUAAGAUCAGUGCAAUAUAUAACAAUCCAGUAAAGGAAUAUGCAGACACAUGGAGUUUGAUUAUGGAUCUGGAGCACAACAUGGUAAUUUGUGAAGGAAAAAUGAAAGCCUUCAUUGACAAAUUGGGUACCCUUAACCUCCAACAUGCUGUGAAAGCUUUAAAACAAGAAAUCCCAAAUGCAUCUUCGAACUCUGGACAUAGCCUUAGUGAAGAAAUUGCUGUGAAAGUAAUUCAGAAACGCAAAGGAGAAUCCUGUGAUUCUGAAGGACGACCAUAUAAAAAGUAUGCUCUUAAUUUGUUAAAUGAACUGGAUGAAAAUAAAGACUCCCUAACUUUAAAGGAUAUGCCAGAAUUUUUUGAAAAGUUUGAGAACCUUAUUAUCUAUUACAAACGUUGUGGUCUAACAUUAACCAAGGUUGGGAAAGGAUCAAUAGUAUUUUACCUAUCAACAAAUGAUCCUAAUGCUUUGAUGCAGCUAUGGGAAAUACAUUCUAGUGGAAAGCUCAUCAAAGAUUUAGCUAACAUAUUAGUCCCAGUGGAACAUCAGCAAGAGUUCAUAGAUGAAUGGAUGACGUACAUCGAUGAAAAUGAAUACAAAGCGGUGCUCAGUAAGCUGACAGGAAAAGGAUUUUAUUCCCAGAUGGCUACCAGCAAGUUGAAUCAGUUUCUGGAAAAUGUUGAUGAAAAGGUGUUAGAGUGUACCAUCUGCUUUAACAAACUUAAGAAUCCGAAAUCCCUCACCUGCCUACAUAGCUUUUGUUUGGCAUGUCUAGAAGACUGGGUUAAGGUGAAUGGUGAACUGACUUGUCCAACAUGCUCAAAAUCAUGUCCCAUUCCAAAGGGCGGGCUUCAGAAGCUUCCACCAAAUACCAUUCUAAAUAAUUUAUUAGAAACUAUGGAACAAAUUUCAGAAAAAGAUCAGAUGAAAUGUGUUUGUGGAAAGGAAGGACAGGUAAAAUACUACUGCCAGGAUUGCAAACAGUACUUGUGCUCUACUUGUAGUGAUCAUCAUACAAAUUAUACACUCUUUGCAAAUCACAAGUUACAUUUAAUCGAGGAAGUGCAAUCAAUGAGCCCCACUCAGAUAACUUUGUUACAUCCACCUCUGUGUUCACAUCACAGUAAACCUUUGGAGUUCUACUGCACAGAUUGUAAUAUUCCAAUCUGUGUGAACUGUAUUAUGGACCACAAGGAAUGGGAAGGAAAACACAAACCAAUCAACAUUUCAGACGCAUUCCAAACAUUUAAAGAAACUUCAGCCACCUUGGAAAAAUCUGCCCAACACUUCAUAAACAAAUUAGAACGCGGUCUCAAAGCUGUUAUCCACAAUGCUACAAAAUUACAACAAAAUAAAGACACAUGUUUAAUAGAUAUAGACAAUCAUGUAGAAGAAAUAUUCAAAAAAGAAGAUGAAAAUGGAGAUUAUUUUGUGACAGAAAAAUGCACAAGUCCAGGAGUUUGUAAACUAGAUGUGAGUGCUGAUGAUGAACCAAUUAACCAAUCACCAAUGACGAUCAAAGUAGAAGAGGGAAGAUUAGUAAAUACUAUUAAAAUAAAUGCAACAUAUAUUAUAGAUGUAGUUAAGUGUGAAGAUGACUCCUUACUGGUUUCAUGUCUGACAAAUGAAAUGCUCAAGUACAAGCAAUCAGGAGAAUAUAUUGGUAAGGUUACACUACCACAAGGUGUGCAAGUUCUCAGAAUGUACAAAAUGAAGAAUGGUUGGUCCAAUAGCUGUGUGUACAUGUUUGACAUGAAUAAUGGCAAGACCAUCAAAACAAUAGGGUCAUAUGGUACAAAAGAAGGUCAAAUGAGUUUUGUCAGUGAUGUUACUCUUACUAACCAAGGACACCUUCUUGUAUUGGAGAGUGAAUAUUUAGGUAUUGGAACAAGUAGAUUACAGUUAUUUAAUAAUGAGGGAAGGUUUAUAAAAGUCCUUGUUGAAGCAGGUGAUGAGGAUGGUAAGGUAAAUUUUCCAAGUACAGUAGUAGUUGAUGAGGAUGACAACAUUAUUAUAUCAAGUCAACACAAACUACAGCUAUUCAGUAGUGAUGGAACUUUCAUAAAAAGAAUUGAUAAACCAGAAGAUGGAAUCAACAAUCCAGAAGGAUUAUCCAUCAUUUCAUAUCAUCCAAGGAGACUUGCAGUAGCAAAUCGUGGUGACAAAACA
Anneissia japonica is the source of this 2585-nucleotide messenger RNA. RefSeq lists its product as uncharacterized. Gene Ontology annotation, molecular function: zinc ion binding; ubiquitin-protein transferase activity. Gene Ontology annotation, cellular component: nucleoplasm; chromatin. Lineage: Eukaryota; Metazoa; Echinodermata; Crinoidea; Comatulida; Comatulidae. The record is from RefSeq and is a predicted model, not a curated record. Gene Ontology annotation, biological process: positive regulation of DNA-templated transcription. The annotation marks the transcript as partial. The transcript is spliced from 8 exons.